Messenger RNA from Plasmodium vinckei vinckei, 3666 nucleotides. RefSeq names its product secreted ookinete protein, putative. The transcript has a single exon. Bases 1 to 3666 code for a protein of 1221 amino acids. The record is from RefSeq and is a predicted model, not a curated record. NCBI's taxonomy places the organism in Eukaryota, Apicomplexa, Aconoidasida, Haemosporida, Plasmodiidae.
AUGGGUAAUAUUAAAGAGUUGUUGAUUUUUUUUUUCCUUUUGUCUGUUGUUUUUCCUUUAAUAUAUUGUGAACAAAAUAAUGAAAAAAAAAUUCAUUUCAAAAUAGAGCUACUUGAUAACGAUCAUUUACUAUCAAAUGAUCACUUAAAGAAAGAAAAAAGCAUAUUUCAAGGUGGAAAUAAAUUAAAAAUAAAAACCUUUGAAAAAAUUCAAGGAAAUAUUCUUGAGAGAGCCAUAGUUGUAGAACAAGUUAACAAACUAAAAAGUAGCAAUGUGGUAGAAGAUGAUAUAAGUUUAGAAGAUUCAAGUGCUGAUGAUACUGACUCUAAUAAUGGCGUAAAAAAAAAUAAUAUGAAAGUUAUUUCAUCUGAAGAAUCCGUAGAAAAUGAUAUUCAUAUGUUACGUAAGGUUUAUCAAAAAACAUUGCCGGAUACAACUACUACUUACUGUUAUAUUAGAUACACAUUUAAUCUUAAUUUAGAAAAAUUAAGUGAAAGUAACAAAAGUGAGAUAUUUAAAGGAAUAGAUAGCAGUCUAGAUUAUACAUCUUUUUUACCAAAAAAUAAAAUUAACGCUACAGAAUCCAUGCUAGAAAAUGAAUAUGCAAAUAUGGAUAAAUCCGAGGGUUCGAAUGAUUCCAUUAUAUCAAAUUUGGAACUAAUAAAUGGUGAUAUCGAGACGGAAAAUACUAACGAAGAAUACAUUAAGACUAUUGAUGAUAUUAUUGGUUAUUUUGAUGAUAAUAGUGAUACGUUAAGUGUACCGAUAGCUAUUAAAAAUAAAUUAAUGAAUGAAAAAAAAAAUCUAGUCGAAAAUAAUCAGUCCAAAAGAUACGUAGAUCAUGGAAUAAACAAAGAAUACAUGGAAAAUAUUGGAUUUUAUGAAUUACUAAAAAUGCUAAAAAAUUCUUUUUUUAUGAGAAAAAAUCUAAAAAGUGUAUCAUAUAAUUUAAACGAGAAAAACGAUAAUGAAAUCGAUAUUGAAAAAGGGAUCGAUGACAUUUUUAUAAAUUCAAUUAUUAAUGUAUUUAGUUGUUAUGACACACUGAAAAAAAAUAAUAAAAUAAAUUCUAUUUUCAUGAGUAAUGAAAAUGAAAAUAAUAUAAACAGUUAUGGCGAAAUACAUGAUCAUAGUUUUUCUAAUAUAUCACCUAGACGCAACACAUUGAAUGAGAAUUUUAUGAAUAGUGAUGAAGAUGACGAAGAAUGCGAAUCCUUUUUACAAUUAAUUUUACAAAAUAAAAUAUUUGAAAAUGAUUCAAAAGUUUCAGAGAAUGAGCAAAUCAUGAAUUUGGGUACGGAAAUGGGUAACCAAGAAGGUACUGAAGGAAAUUAUUUAAAAUCAGAUGAUUCAUUUGAUAAUAGUUCAAAUAUGAAUAUACUUAAACCAAGCGUUAGAAAAUUAUACAACAAUUCUAACAAUUUCGAUUACAAUAACAAUGAUAAUACAAGAGAAUUAAGUACUAUGGAAGGAAUACCCAGUGAUUUAGGGGAUAUCGAAUCAUUUACAGAAAUAUCUGAUACAAUGAAAAAUUAUGAUACAUUCGACGAGAGCGAUGAAAACGAUGAUGAAUAUUAUAACGCGGACGAUGAGGCUGAUGACGAAGAAUAUGACGACGAAAUAGAAGAAAGUAUAGAAAAUAACGAAGAAAUUGGGGACAAUAUAGAAGAGUCUGAAGAUUAUAGCGCUGACGACGAAGAAAGUAGCGAAGACGAGGAUUAUAGCGAUGUGGAUGAGGAUUAUAGUGAUGAAGGUGAAGAUGAUAGUAAUGAAGAUGAGGAUUAUAGUGAUGAAGAUGAUAGUAAUGAAGAUGAAGAUGAUAGUAAUGAAGAUGAGGAUUAUAGUGAUGUAGAUGAGGAUUAUAGUGAUGAAGGUGAAGAUUAUGGUGAUGAAGGUGACGAUCAUAGUAAUGAAGAUGAGGAUUAUAAUGAUGAGGACGAAGAUUAUAAUGAUGGAGAUGAGGAGUAUAACGAUGAGGACGAAGAUUAUAAUGAUGAAUAUGAGGAUUAUAAUGAUGAAGAUGAGGAUUAUAGGAGGGAAGUGGAUGAAAAUGGUUAUGAUGAAAAUGGUAAUUUUGUCGAAGAUGAAGAUGACGCUAUAAAUCGUACUCAAGUAAUUAAAAUAGAAGAUGCUGUAGGCUCCAUAUUAAGAGCAGGUACAAACAAAAUAAAGAAUUUAGGAAAAACUGAUACUGUAAAAAAAAUAAAAAAAAAUAUGAGUAUUAGUAAUUUAUCAGGAAAAGUUAAUGGUAUUAUAGGCAACAUUAAGAAUGCAACGGAAAAGACUAUUAGUAAACCCAAAAAGGAAAUUUCAAAUGGUAUUAAUAAACUAAAGGAUGGAAUGAAAAAGAAUGUUAAUACAAUGAAGGAAAAAAGUAAAAGUUUUUCGGAUAAGGCUGCAAAAGCAGGGAAAUCUAGCAUCAGCCAACUUAAAAAUAAAGCUAAAAAUGCCAUCAAGAAUGUUAAAAAAGGUGGUGAUAAAAUUGCUAAUAAAUUAGUGAAAGAAAGUAAAAAUAGUGUAGAUAAACUUAAAAAUGGAGCUAAAAGUGGCAUUAAGAGUGUUAAAAAAGGUGGAGAUAAAAUUGCUAAUAAAUUAGUGAAAGAAAGUAAAAAUAGUGUAGAUAAACUUAAAAAUGAAGCAAAAAAGGGGGUUGAAGCAGUUAAAGAAAAAAGUGAAAAUAUUGUAAACAAAGUCACUAAGGCUGCAAAAGACAAUGAAGAUAAACUUAAAAUAGAAGCAAAAAAGGGAGUUGAAAUCGUUAAAGAAAAAACUGAAAAUGCCAUAGAUAAAGUUGCAAAAGUAGUAAAGGAUGGGGCAAUCAAACUUGAAGAAGAAGCCAAAAAAGGAGUUGAAGCAGUUAAAGAGAAAAGUGAAAAUAUUGUAAACAAAGUCACUAAGGCUGCAAAAGACAAUGAAGAUAAACUUAAAAUAGAAGCAAAAAAGGGAAUUGAAUCUGUUAAAGAAAAGUCUGAAAAAGCCAUAGAUAAAGCUGUAAAUGUAGUAAAGGAUGGUGCAAACAAAAUUGAAAGUGAAGUAAAAAAGGGAGUUGAAGCAGUUAAAGUAAAAACAGAAAACACUAUAGACAAAGCUGUAAAAGUAGUAAAGGAUGGUGCAAACAAAAUUGAAAGUGAAGCAAAAAAGGGAGCUAAUGAAGUUAAGACAAAAAUUGAUAAGGUUAUAGAUAAUGCUGAAAAAUCUGCAAAAAAUGUCACGGGGAAAGUUUCAACUGAAACAAAAAAUACUCUAGGAAAUAUUACAAAAGAAGUGGAAAAAGGAAUAAAAACAUCUAGCACAAAAUUAGAUAAUAAUAAAAAGAGUGAUAUAAAUAAAACUAAUGAUGGAUUAAAUAAAGAAAAAGGUAGUGCCAAAACAAAGGAUAUAUCACCCGCAACUCCCAAAAAUGGUGCUAAAAAUACUUCAGUAAAUAAAGUCUCUAAAAGUAAAGCAUCUUUAUUAAGUAUAUCUGAUAACAAUAAUGAAGAACCCUUAAAUAAAGAAAAAAUAAAAAACGAAAUAAAUAAAAUUGAUAAAGAAUACAAAAAAUUGAAAAAAAUGGAAAAAAAAUUAAAUGAAGAAUUAAAGAACCCCUCUCUUUCAGACAAACAAAUAAUUCAUGAAUUUGAUGAAUAUGAAAAAACUGCUGAAAAAAAAAAUAAAAAAAUAUAA